Brienomyrus brachyistius is the source of this 3841-nucleotide messenger RNA. RefSeq names its product protein associated with LIN7 2, MAGUK p55 family member b (gene pals2b). The record is from RefSeq and is a predicted model, not a curated record. Lineage: Eukaryota; Metazoa; Chordata; Actinopteri; Osteoglossiformes; Mormyridae. Gene Ontology annotation, molecular function: protein binding. Gene Ontology annotation, cellular component: cell-cell junction; plasma membrane. The coding region runs from base 679 to 2484 and encodes 601 amino acids. The transcript is spliced from 12 exons.
AGUUAUUCCCUGAAUAUUCCCUAAAAAGAAAUAAUUUAAUGUUUUUUUUUUCAGUUGUGUGUGAACAUGGGUGUUUGUCACAUUCUGACAAGUUUCUUUUGAGUCAAAGACCACUGAGGGUCUGAUAUCUGAUGUCCUCACUAACUUCUUGUCUAUCGGGACACCACGUCUCAGACCUAUUAGUGCUGUUUGAGAAGUCUGUGGUAAGGGGGGGGGACCUACCCUGUUUUCUCGCACAUCACAGCGCCUCCCCCUGGUCACACGCAGGUAAGGCACAGCACUCCCUUUUUUUGCCUCCCUCUGUGCUCUGUUGCAGCGGUACGGUUUACCACAGCAGUGGGCGACUCCGCGUCUUUGUCUGGUAACGAGGUGGCAAGGCCCCUGGCGUGUCACCAUGGCAACCCCCUUCACGGGCUGUUCGCGUGAAACGUAACGCUAUUACUCGCCACGAGCCAAAUUCACGAAUCCGCACAGAAUAAAUGAGCAGAAGAGUAACUAAGUGUAACGACGGUAGCCUGUGAACCAGCGGGGAUUUCGCUAAUCGUUGCGUCGCCCAUGAUGUGUGAUAGCUGACAGUAUGAGGCUGGUGCUGCGUUCCGAUUGGUCGAAACAUCAACACCGUGUUUUGAAUACCUGCCUUUGUGAGUUUGAGGUCGGGAGCAGGUGACGGGCACCUUAAUGGAAAUCACCCACCCUAAAAGCCAGCUUGUUUACAUAUCAUUUCCGGAUGGUUCUCUGGAGAUCUCGGACGAGUCGCUGAGGUUUCCGCCUGUGGAUGAACGUGUCGCAGCUGAACGGAUGUCCAUCACUCUGUCCUUCUGGCAGGAGGUCCACCCCUCUGCAGACAUGAUCACAGCAAUGCAGCAGGUCCUGGAAAACCUGGAUGACCUUCCCUCAUCUGCUGGGGCCAAGGACAUCGACCUCCUCUUCCUCCGCGGCAUCAUGGAGAGCCCCGUCGUCCGCUCCCUUGCCAAGGCUCACGAGCGAUUGGAGGACAUCAAGCUGGAGGCUGUGCAGGAUAACAACGUGGAGUUGGUGUCGGAGAUCCUCGGAGACAUCAGAGGCCUGAGUGGCCGAGACGACAGUGCUGCAGAGCUUUCCCGUAUCCUCAAGGAGCCUCACUUUCAGUCCCUGUUAGAGGCCCACGAUAUUGUGGCCGCCAAGUGCUACGACUCCCCGCCUUCCAGCUCGGGGCCCGACGACGACGUGGCCGCGAUGACCGGCCCGCCGGUGCAGGCCGAAGCCAUCAGGAUGAUCGGGAUCCGGAAGAAGGCGGGGGAGCCGCUGGGUGUGACGUUUCGGGUGGAGAAGGACGAGCUGGUUAUCGCCCGGAUCCUGCACGGAGGCAUGAUAGACAGGCAGGGCCUUCUACACGUGGGCGAUGUCAUCAAAGAGGUGAACGGCCGUGACGUGGGCAACAACGCUGCAGAGCUGCAGGAGCUGCUGAAGGAGAGCAGCGGCAGCGUCACUCUCAGAAUCCUGCCCAGCUACAGGGACGCCCCGGCCCCUGCGCAGGUGUACAUACAGCCUCACUUCGACUACAACCCGUCAAAGGACAGUCUUAUCCCCUGCAAGGAGGCUGGCCUGGCCUUCUCCAGGGGUGAUAUACUUCAGAUUGUCAACAAAGAAGAUCCCAAUUGGUGGCAGGCGUGUCACGUUGUAGGCGGGGCAACAGGACUUGUCCCCAGUCAGUACCUAGAGGAGAAGAGGAAGGCUUUUGUCCCAAAAGACUGGGAUGAUUCGGGAAUGCUGUGCGGAGCGAUGAGUGGAAAGAAGAAGAAGAAAAUGAUGUAUUUAAUGGCAAGAAAUGCAGAGUUCGACCGGCACGAGCUGCUGAUCUAUGAGGAGGUGACCAGGAUGCCACCGUUCCAGAGGAAGACGCUGGUCCUGAUCGGAGCGCAGGGAGUGGGUCGGCGCAGCCUGAAAAAUCGUCUGGUUGUGCUCAACCCGAAACGCUUCGGAACCACCGUCCCCUUUACCAGCAGAAGGCCCCGGAACGACGAGAGGGAUGGGCUCUCAUACCGCUUUGUGACGCGGACAGAGAUGGAGGCGGACAUCAAGGCAGGAAGGUACCUGGAGCACGGCGAAUACGACGGGAACCUUUACGGAACCAAGAUAGACUCCAUCCAUGAAGUGCUGGGAACAGGACAGACCUGCAUCCUGGAUGUCAACCCGCAGGCCCUGAAAGUUCUGCGGAUGCCUGAGUUCAUGCCGUACGUGGUGUUCAUCGCCGCGCCGGACCUGGAGACGCUGCAGCUCAUGCACAAGGCGGCGGUGGAGGCGGGACUCACUGGCAAACUGCUCACGGACAUGGAUCUUAAGAAGACUGUGGAUGAGAGCGCGAGGAUCCACAGGGCUUACCGGCACUUCUUUGACUUGACGAUUGUCAACGACAAUCUGGACCAGGCCUUCGAGAAACUCUUGGCUGCGGUGGAACGGCUGGCGACCGAGCCGCAGUGGGUCCCCGUCAGCUGGGUCUACUGAGUGGAGCCUCCUUGAGGGAGCCAAUGAGUGCACUUCCUGGAGACCGUAUACUCACGUGAUUGGACGAGGUAAUGGGGGUUAGGCCCCGCCCACCCAGAGCCCCGCUCCCUGUGUUAAAGGGCCACACUCAGUGUACAUUAUCGACAACUUUUUCUACUUGCGCUCAAAGGGAUAAAGAAUACUUAUUUAUUUUAAUAUUUACAGCUUUUUACUGGGUAACUUUAUUUUCAUCAACUUGAAAUUUAAAACAAGUGAAUAUGGACGCUACUCUUUUUUAUUUAUUGUUUGUACUAUAGCUGUUAAUCAGCUGAAGCCAAAAAUUUUGUCUUGCAACAGACUUUUGAGAAUGAUAUAUAUUGGUACGUCUAAAAUUGAUCACUUGUUCUAGAUCAGUACACUACAGUACCUUAGAGGUUCAGUACCCUAACUGUGGCUAAAUCAUAAGACAGUCCUUUAUGGUCACUACUGUUUUUCUGCUCCCCUUCCCCUUCUGUGUACCUGUCUCUGAUUGUACACCGAACUGGCCCAGACCCCACUCCAUUACAGAAGCUUCUCGGUGUGAAAAGGACUCAUUUUAAGACUUCUUUUGCCCUAGACAGAGAGAACAUCGUGUGUGAUUUGUCCUGCUUGUUUGUUAACAUUAUGAUUUUUAGCUCGUUUACAAUAUCUGUUGUUUUUUUGUGUUUGGAUGCAGCAUCUCCUUGGUGACCCUUUACUUAAUAUGUAUGUGAUUUGGGUUUAAAUGUUGCCAUUCCCAUUCUCUGGUAGUGGUAUUUCUCUAAUAAUGAUACUAUAACCCAGUGUUUCCCAGCCCGGUCCUCAGGGAUCCACAGCCAGUCCAGGUUUUUGCUCCCUCUCAGCUCCCUGCCAGCGGACCACGUUUUUGCUCCCUCUCAGCUCCCUGCCAGAUAGUCCAGGUUUUUGCUCCCUCUCAGCUCCCUGCCAGACGGACCACGUUUUUGCUCCCUCUUAGCUCCCUGCCAGACAGUCCAGGUUUUUGCUCCCUCUCAGCUCCCUGCCAGACGGACCACGUUUUUGCUCCCUCUUAGCUCCCUGCCAGACAGUCCAGGUUUUUGCUCCCUCUCAGCUCCCUGCCAGACGGACCACGUUUUUGCUAAAAACAUGGGAACUCUGGGGUUUUCCAAGGACUGGUUUGGGAAAUGCCAUCAUUUGUUUAUGACAUUUCAUUUCGGAGCAUUUUAACCUUCUGUCAAUGAGUGUUUACACUGCAGAUGUAAAACCAUAAUUCCACCAUAGCAAUUGCUUCUCCUCUCUAUAUUGUCAUCCCAAAAGAUAUGUUUGUUUCCGCUUACACUUGAACAUGCCUCAGACCGGGCUAAAUAUACUUUACAACAAA